AUGAAGUCAGAACUUCUGCUAGUGGCAGUGUUGUCUCUCUGCGUGAGCAGCAAACCACUGUCCAGAAGUAGAACUUUGCACAACAAAUUGCUGCUUAUAUCUUUUGAUGGUUUCAGGUGGGACUAUGACCAAGAUUCACACACACCAAAUUUAGACAAACUUGUUGAAGAAGGAGUGAAGGCAAAGUACAUCAAUCCCCCAGCAAUCACCAUGACAUCCCCAUCACAUUUCACAACUAUAACUGGAAGAUGGAUAGAGGAUCAUGGUGUUGUCCAUAACCUGAUGUUUAAUGCUUCAACUGGCUUAAGACUUACCCAUAAGGGAACACUGAAAAAAUCAGAAUGGUGGGAUAAUGGUGCUUUGCCUCUGUGGAUAACAGCCCAGAAUCAGGGUCUGAAAACAGCAUCUUUUUUCUAUCCUGGUGGAGGAGUUAAUUAUAGUGGGAAAGCUGUGGAUCGUUCCCUGGUUGAAGUACACGGGCAACUCGAUGACAAUGAAACAGAGUGGCAGCAGAACAUUGACACUGUGAUGGGAUGGUACUCCAAAGAGGAAUUUGACUUGGUUACUCUCUAUUAUGGAGAACCAGACAAUGUGGGCCAUGCUGUAGGCCCUGAAACCCCAGAGAGAAUAAAGAUAAUUGAACAGAUCGACCGUAUUAUUGGCUACCUUAGAGAGGCGAUUCACAAAAAUGGUUUGACUGAUAAUCUGAAUGUUAUCAUUACUUCAGACCAUGGCAUGACCACUGUUAAAAAGGCCAAUGAGGUUAAUGAGAUAAAACUUUCAAAUUACAUGAAAUUUUUGAAUCUAUCCCAAUUUGAUUUGCUCGACUAUGGUGGGUUUGGGAUGAUAACACCCAAGGAGGGCAAAGAACAGGACAUUUAUGAUGCCCUGAAGAAUGCACAUCCAAAUCUCACUGUCUAUAAGAAAGAGGAGAUUCCAAAACACUUUCACAUUGCCAAAAAUGACAGAAUUCAACCUAUUGUCCUUUUGGCAGAUCUGGGUUUCAAUCUGAACUCGAGGAUCAUUUUGUAUAUCAACAAAGGGGAUCAUGGAUUUAGCAAUGAGGAAAUGGACAUGAAAAUGAUCUUUCGAGCAUUUGGCCCAGAUUUCAAGAAACAGUUCUUGGCUGAGCCUUUUGACAGUGUCAGCAUCUAUCCAUUGAUGUGCAAGCUGUUGGGAGUAGUUCCAGAACCAAACAAUGGAAGUCUCAGUGACACCAAAGGGAUGCUAGUGGACAACAUUGAUGUUGGUGGGAACUGUGGAAGGAUCACAGUGUCUUUUACCCUUCUGAUACUAAUGACUGUUAUCUUAACCCUCAUUUGA
This is a messenger RNA of Xyrauchen texanus (razorback sucker), 1323 nucleotides long. RefSeq lists its product as uncharacterized. NCBI's taxonomy places the organism in Eukaryota, Metazoa, Chordata, Actinopteri, Cypriniformes, Catostomidae. The transcript has 5 exons. Bases 1 to 1323 code for a protein of 440 amino acids. The record is from RefSeq and is a predicted model, not a curated record.